AUGGGCAAUCGUCACAGCCAGUCUUACUCCCUCUCAGAAGGCAGUCAACAGUUGGCCAAAGGGGACACCCAACCCUCGGCAGUCUUGCAGCCUCUCAGCCACCCAUCAGGGCAUGGACAGCCAGAGGCCCAACAGCCUGCCAAAGUGAAAAGUCCUCAGGGUUUCGAUGUGGAUCAAGAUGUCAAAAAGCUGAACAAAGCCUGCAAAGGAAUGGGAACUGAUGAAACAACCAUCAUUGAAAUCCUAUCAAGCAGGACAUCGGAUGAGAGGCAACAAAUAAAGCAGAAGUUCAAGGCGUCGUAUGGCAAGGAGCUGGAGGAGGUGCUCAAGAGUGAGCUGAGUGGAAACUUCAAGAAGGCGGCCUUGGCCCUUCUGGACCGUCCCAGCGAAUACGAUGCUCGGCAGCUGCAGAAGGCCAUGAAGGGUCUGGGCAUGAAUGAGGCACUGCUCAUUGAGGUCCUGUGCACAAGAACCAACAAGGAAAUCAUUGCCAUCAAAGAGGCCUACCAAAGGUUAUUUGGCAGGAGUCUUGAAUCAGAUGUCAAAGGUGAUACAAGUGGAAACCUAAAAAAAAUUCUGGUGUCCCUGCUACAGGCUAAUCGUGAUGAAAGAGGUGAUGUGGACAAAGAUCUAGCUGGCCAGGAUGCCAAAGAUCUGUACGAUGCAGGGGAAGGCCGCUGGGGCACCGAGGAGCUUGCCUUCAAUGAAGUCCUGGCCAAGAGGAGCCACAAGCAGUUACGAGCCACCUUUCAAGCCUAUCAAAUGCUCAUUGGCAAAGACAUCGAAGAGGCCAUCGAAGCAGAAACAUCAGGAGAUCUGCAGAAGGCCUACUUAACCCUCGUGAGGUGUGCCCGGGACCACCAGGGCUAUUUUGCUGACCGUCUGUACAAGUCCAUGAAGGGUGCGGGCACUGAUGAGGAGACGCUAAUUCACAUCAUUGUGACCAGGGCUGAGGUGGACCUUCAGGGCAUAAAAGCAAAGUUCCAAGAGAAGUACCAGAAGUCUCUCUCUGACAUGGUUCACUCGGACACCUCUGGGGACCUCCAGAAACUUCUGGUGGCCCUCUUGCACUGAGCAAAGCCACAGCAGUAGGAGCGCAAGGAGGAAGCACCUUUGUUCAGAUCCCCUUCCAAACCAGAUUUGCAAAUGCGACUCCAGCAUGAAGAACCCUCAAGAGUCCUCGUUUAUCUUCUUGGUGGCUUGAGUAGGGCAGCCAGGCCAAGCUGUUCAAGUGAAGGGUAGCAGCCUUGAGACCCUUGGGCAGGUCACUCUGAAUGCAGGCUUAGCAAGCACCUGGGCUGCCUCUUAACUCUCCUUUAGCAUGGUCACUGAACACUUUCUAAGCACAAAUGAAAUCGGCAGGUGAUGAAAAAAACAUGCAUUUGUAAUAAGAUAUUUAGAAGAAUAUCUAUCACCCAGGGGCAUGUAUGUUCUGGGUAAAGAUUGAAUGGUUAAGUUACGGGGAAGAUAAAAUUAACCAAUCCAUUAAUUUUCCUUCUGUGUGUUCAAUUUCAAAACCUCA
Molecule: messenger RNA, 1522 nt
Organism: Equus quagga
Lineage: Eukaryota; Metazoa; Chordata; Mammalia; Perissodactyla; Equidae
Gene: ANXA13
Product: annexin A13
Exons: 12
Coding region: 1-1074 (357 amino acids)
Cellular component (GO): cytoplasm
Molecular function (GO): calcium-dependent phospholipid binding; calcium ion binding
Source: RefSeq, a predicted model, not a curated record